CUCCUCUUUCAGUUGCGGCGGCAGCAGCAGCAGCAGCAGCAGCGGCUUCAGCAGCGGCUUCCCCUCUCUCUCUCUCUCUCUAUUGCGGCUUAUCCUGGAACACCCACAAAAUCAUUCCUUCCUACGUAGGACGGUCGGGUGACCUUAGUUCAACAACUUGGCACUAGUAACACUAGUACUACUACAUCACUUUGGUUCCCCCAACUCGGUGCCGCUUUAACUCACCUCCCAAGUCCUAACUCCUAAACGCCUCUAUUUUCUUCCUUCUCAACACUCAACUACCCACAAAGGGAAAUAUAAAUUCCGUGUCUUCACAGCCGUUUUCGAUGGUUCCAACAACUAGAGGAAGAGCAACUAAACUGAAUGUUGCUGUCGGGGGUUUUUACAAAAUUUUACAUGCUAAUUUACCUCCUAGAACUCCUCCUUGGUUGAGGUCCGUUUCAAUUGCCAUGGUGAGUGAGAAGAGUAAACUGAAGGUCACAAUUUCGUUCCCAAGCAAGGAGUCUAUCGAGAGUUGCCUCGAUCAAGAGAGACCUGGCUCUAACCCUAAGCUUGAUAUGUGCUUUAUUAUGGGACUGAAGCUUGCCCAAAGGGUGCUUUUUAGGGAGGUUAAAAUCCCUCACUUCGGCAAUCUGGAAGAGGUCAAGGACUUCUGGUUGGUAAGGGCUCCUUUAAUUCCUAAGCUUGAACUCGAAGAGGUUUCGGUGAAGUCUCCUUGCUCUUCGUCUACUACUACUAUGAAGUUUGGCGGUGGGAGAUUGGAAGAAAAGGUUGAGGAAGUGGAAAAGCAGGUGAUUAAAGUGGAGAAUGUGGUUAAAGCAGAGAUUGUGAGCGAAGAAGCCACUACUGAAGAUCUUCACAAAGCAAAGAAGUACAAAUGGUGGUCCAAUGAAAGCUUCGAGGCUGGAAAGAGAGUUAUUUUAAACAUUCUGAAGGAGAAGGAAGCUGCAGCUGAAAACCCAAUAUACAGAGCUGCUUUAAGGAAGGAGGCUCAGAAGGAAAUUGGUAACACAGGGCUGUUGGAUCACCUUCUCAAGGAUAUACCAGGAAAGAUCGCGCCUGAUGGAACUUCUCGUUUCCAACGCUGUUACAAUGCUGAUGGGGUGAUAAUGUACUGGCUGGAAAGUGCUGACCUAGUUGAUGUUCGGAAGAAGGCUGGUGUUGCUGAUCCGUUCUGGAUCCCACCACCCGGUUGGAAGCAGGGUGCCUGCUCCGCUGGGUGUCCCUGUGCUAAAGAGGUGGAGCUACUGAGGGAGGAACUUUCUAAAGUCAAAAGAGAUUUGGAAGAGACUCAGAAGCAACUAAAUGAAGUUUGUGCUGGUGAUAUGAGAAGGUAUUGUGACUGUAACAACUGGGUAGGAGGAUUCUGGUAAGUUAGGGUUGCAAUCUAAUUUUCAGAAAUUUCAGGUAAUAGUGCGGCCCCUGACUCUCCUUUCUCAAGGAAAGGAAUAUGCCGGAAUUUUGUAUAGAGAUUGAUCUAAUUUGUGUAAAGCGGCGCUUCUUAUACUACUGUAAGAUUGUACUGGUUAUACAUAUAAUCUAUAUGGCUCUCUCUGGAUUUCAAGAAGCUCAGUUCAUCUUCUCACUCUAGUUGUUAGGA
Molecule: messenger RNA, 1600 nt
Organism: Coffea eugenioides
Lineage: Eukaryota; Viridiplantae; Streptophyta; Magnoliopsida; Gentianales; Rubiaceae
Product: protein DYAD-like
Exons: 6
Coding region: 327-1373 (348 amino acids)
Biological process (GO): meiotic cell cycle; meiotic sister chromatid cohesion; reciprocal meiotic recombination
Source: RefSeq, a predicted model, not a curated record